Molecule: messenger RNA, 5090 nt
Organism: Mya arenaria
Lineage: Eukaryota; Metazoa; Mollusca; Bivalvia; Myida; Myidae
Exons: 6
Coding region: 1838-3445 (535 amino acids)
Source: RefSeq, a predicted model, not a curated record
GUCUACAUGGGAGAGAACCGCUUAGAACAUAUAUGUGCAUGUGAAUUAAUCACAGGUUAACUUGUAUUAUAAAGCAAUGCAUGUGUACACAGCGAUUGUAUUUCAAUGUAUUCUAAUAUGGAGCUUGUCAAGAGGGACAUAUGUGUUCAUUUCUUCAGAAACAUGUGGCUCUUCAUUUUACAUUGACCCGGACGAGUCAUUAGAUGUAGUCUAUGAAGGAGGAUCCGUGUCCACGGAUGACGAGGAUGGCUGCUAUGUUCAACUUAACAACAAACACUCACCCCAGAAGACAAUAUGCUUCGAUGAAGUGUCAAUGGAUAUCGACAGUUGUCUGACUACCGUUCUUGUCAUUCCUUCACCUGUAUCCACGGACCCUGUAAAGUCCUGGAGUUGCUUAGAUAUGGCUGGCUCGGGCUGGUGCGGAGAGAGAGGGACAGCCGAUUUAUUUGUGAAAGUUACCACAACCCAGACUUACCCGAGAGCAUAUGUGGAUUUGCGUGUCUACUUACGUACAUCGCCUAACGAUACGAGCGGUACGUUGACGCCAGAUAAAAGUGAAUCCGGCUCUAACCACGCACCUACGAUUUGGAUUGUUGGUGUAAUUGUGGCGUUGAUGUUACUAGUUGUUGGUUGUGGCAUUUUCCGAACGGUUAAACGGAGGCGGGAGCUACCAACACAAGUUACCAUCACAUACCCUUCCCAGUCACAAACCGCAGCCGGUCCGAGAAAUCCACAAUGCGCUCAGCCAUCGGCAGUCCAGUACUCUGGUAACACAAACUACAAUCUCGUUCCCAACGCCUACCCACAGACUGUCCACGUCAAUUCAUAUACUUCGCACAUGCCACCUAGUAUUCCACAUAUGCAGAGCGCUAGUCUACACAUGUCACGUGAUAGCCCACACACUCCACUUGUCAGCCCGUCUGCACCACCAAUAGAUCUAUAUGCAAGGACAAUGCAGCCUCAACAUUUUGACGAAUCGGCUCCACCUACGUACGAACAAUGCAUGAAAAAUGCAAAGAUGUCCUAGAACUAGGUCAGUCUGAUGAAGAUUUACCCUACCUUACCUAGAAUCUCAUUCAUGGAGAGAAAGAUGUACCCUACAUCAGGAAAAAAAACAUGGAGAAAAAUAAUUACCCUAAGUCAGCAAGAACCUCAUUACAUAGAGAUAAAGAUUUAGCCUUCCACAGCAAGAACCUCAUACAUGAAGCUAAUGAUUUACCCUACACCGGCAAGAACCUCAAACAUGAAGCUAAUGAUUUACCCUACACCGACAAGAACCUCAUGCAAUGAGCGAAAGAUUUACCCUUCCACAGGAAGAACCUCAUACAUGAAGAUAAUGAUUUACCCUACACCGGCAAGAACCUCAUGCAAUGAGCGAAAGAUUUACCCUUCCACAGGAAGAACCUCAUACAUGAAGAUAAUGAUUUACCCUACACCGGCAAGAACCUUAUGCAAUGAGCGAAAGAUUUACCCUUCCACAGGAAGAACCUCAAACAAAUUGAUAAAGAUCAACUCUUCACCAGCAAGAAUCUCAUACAAGUAGAGAAAGAUUUACCCUAGCUCGACAAGAAUCUCAAUACAUGGAGAGGGAGAUUUACCCUUCACAAGCAAGAAUCUCAUUACAUGGAGAGGGAGAUUUACCCUUCACAAGCAAGAAUCUCAUUACAUGGAGAGAAAGAUUUACCCUUCACAAGCAAGAAUCUCAUUACAUGGAGAGAAAGAUUUACCCUUCCCCUGCAAGAAUCUCAUACAAGUAGAGAAAGAUUUACCCUAGCUCGACAAGAAUCUCAAUACAUGGAGAGGGAGAUUUACCCUUCACAAGCAAGAAUCUCAUUACAUGGAGAGAAAGAUUUACCCUUCACAAGCAAGAAUCUCAUUACAUGGAGAGAAAGAUUUACCCUUCACAAGCAAGAAUCUCAUUACAUGGAGAGAAAGAUUUACCCUUCACAAGCAAGAACCUCAUUACAUGGAGAGAAAGAUUUACCCUUCCCCUGCAAGAAUCCCAUACAAGGUGAGAAAGAUUUACCCUUCCCCUGCAAGAAUCUCAUACAAGGAGAGAAAGAUUUACCCUUCCCCUGCAAGAAUCUCAUACAAGGAGAGAAAGAUUUACCCUUCACAAGCAAGAAUCUCAUUACAUGGAGAGAAAGAUUUACCCUUCCCCUGCAAGAAUCUCAUACAAGGAGAGAAAGAUUUAUUUCCCUGCAAGAAUCUUGUACAAGGAGAGAAAGAUUUACCCUUCCCCUGCAAGAAUCUCAUACAAGGAGAGAAAGAUUUACCCUUCCCCUGCAAGAAUCUCAUACAAGGUGAGAAAGAUUUACCCUUCCCCUGCAAGAAUCUCAUACAAGGAGAGAAAGAUUUACCCUUCCCCUGCAAGAAUCUCAUACAAGGAGAGAAAGAUUUACCUUCCCCUGCAAGAAUCUCGUACAAGGAGAGAAAGAUUUACCCUUCCCCUCCAAAAAUCAUACAAGGAGAGAAAGAUUUACCCUUCCCUUGCAAGAAUCUCGUACAAGGUGAGAAAGAUUUACACUUCCCCUGCAAGAAUCUCAUACAAGGAGAAAAGAUUUACCCUUCCCUUGCAAGAAUCCCAUACAAGGAGAAAAAGAUUUACCCUUCACAAGCAAGAAUCUCAUUACAUGGAGAGAAAGAUUUACCCUUCCCCUGCAAGAAUCUCAUACAAGGAGAGAAAGAUUUAUUUCCCUGCAAGAAUCUUGUACAAGGAGAGAAAGAUUUACCCUUCCCCUGCAAGAAUCUCAUACAAGGAGAGAAAGAUUUACCCUUCCCCUGCAAGAAUCUCAUACAAGGUGAGAAAGAUUUACCCUUCCCCUGCAAGAAUCUCAUACAAGGAGAGAAAGAUUUACCCUUCCCCUGCAAGAAUCUCAUACAAGGAGAGAAAGAUUUACCUUCCCCUGCAAGAAUCUCGUACAAGGAGAGAAAGAUUUACCCUUCCCCUCCAAAAAUCAUACAAGGAGAGAAAGAUUUACCCUUCCCUUGCAAGAAUCUCGUACAAGGUGAGAAAGAUUUACACUUCCCCUGCAAGAAUCUCAUACAAGGAGAAAAGAUUUACCCUUCCCUUGCAAGAAUCUCAUACAAGGAGAAAAAGAUUUACCCUUCCCCUGCAAGAAUCUCAUACAAGGAGAGAAAGAUUUACCCUUCCCCUGCAAGAAUCUUAUACAAGGAGAUAAAGAUUUACCAUUCCCCUGCAAGAACAUAUUUACAUGGAGAGAAAGAUAUACCCUUUCCUUGCUAUUUACAUGGAGAGAAAGAUUUACCCUCUCCUUGCAAGAACCUAAUUACAUGGAGAGAAAGAUUUACCAUUCACCAGCAAGAACCUAAUUACAUGGAGGGAAAGAUUUACCUUUCACCAGCAAGAAUCUCAUACAAGGAAAGGAAUUUAUUUGUAAUUACUUGUAUUCAGAUUGGUUUAUUAUAUAAGCCGAUGUUAUAGAGUUUAUAUGUGUGGAAUAUCCAACAUAAACGAGUGUACUGCUAGGUGAGAGACCUUUAUAGACAUGUGACAUAAAACACUUAAUCAAUUUUUCUAAUUGGUGAUUCUCAAAAAUCCAAUAUUAAUGAACAUGUAUGUAUGCAGUUUCUUUGGCAAAUCAUGAGUGUUGGCGUUUCAUCAGCUCAUUUUCUAAUUUAUGCCCCAUAGGAUUUUCGUUUAUUUCAUAACCUGAAAUCGACAUAUCUAGAAAUAUCGGUCUAUUUUUUUUCAUUUUGCCAAGUCACUGGAGCAGUUUAAACAAAACCGACGUCAAAUAUGUUGAAUUACGUCACUUUCAAUUGAAAACAGAAAAACGAUAAACAGUUAAGAUAAUAUUAUCAGUGAAAUUAAUAUCACUUUAAUGAACCGUUUCACAAAAUAUCAAUAUAUUAUAUUUAUCACCCUUUAUUCGAAAUUUAGAGAAGCAUUUUUUUAAUUUUAAUUCCUAAUCUUUUUAAAUCUCUUGCUUUCAGUAAGCUAAAGCUUUUACAAUUGUGAACAGUCAGCAGUACAUGAUGAUUAUGUUUGAGACGUGCGGGUGGGGUGUGUAAGCUUAUUUAUACUCGCACUCGGGCCUUGCCCAUUCGGCGAGUGCUCCCUGGUAAGAGCUACAUUGGUUCUUUAACGUGCACCAGUGUAUAGCACUGUCACACGGGACCCCCAUUUAACGUCCCUCCCGGAAGACGAUUGGUUUUUAUUUUAGUGAUGCGACGGGGGGUCGAACCUGCGACCCCUGGAUUGAUAGUCAAGUGUGUGACCACUAGACCACGGAUCCGCCAUAGAAACGUGUGCAAACUCAAUGCUUUGAAUAAGUGUAAAUUUUAUCAUGAUCUUCGCGGUUCUCGAUAAGGAAGGAAGGGGGGGGGGGGGUACUUUUAACAAUAUCCUCACGAAACGUCAGCAAUAUGUUGCACAGGGAUUUAUAAUACAUAUAGACUUGCUGGAUAACUUGGAUUUAUUUUCGUUCGUUUCAGGAUAAAUGGUAGGUUAUCAAUUAGAAAGGUUGUUCAGUGUAGUAGCUCAUAUUCUACGUUAUUUUUUAAGCAAGCCAGGUUAUAUGUAUCUGUUAAUUGUUAAGGAAUAUGGGUUUUUUAUUGACUGAACGGCUUUGGUCUAUUUAUCCCAAUCGUUUUAUUGAUUUUAGUAUUAUUUUUCACUUCAAUUUUUCUUAUCACAGAAAACAAUAUAUGUUUGGGUUGGUAUUCAAUACUGGUCUUAAUUGGAUCAAAUAACGAUGUAGCUAAUCGGAUUCCUCGAUAUAAAUAACGGGCCCAUACAGUGAAUAGAGUCAAUGAUGUACCAUAGCAUUUAUUUGACUAAGACAUUGUCAGUUCAUCGUUAUAAAAACACAAUUAUAAAUAUGACGUGACAUGUUAUAUGUGUAACAUUAUAAUAGGAAUACAUGUAUAUUACAUGUUCUUAAACUUAAUAGUUGGUGAGAAUGUAUUUAUAUUAAUUUAACAGGGACACGCGUUAAUAUAUAUGUAUAUAUAAAAGAGUACCUAUGGAGUCCCGUUGUGUGUUUAUUAAGGGGACUCGGUCAAGUUUUUGUAAAAUGCACCUUUUUGUUGUUGUUGUUGCUGUUGUUGUUGUUGGGAAUAAAGUA